AAACUGGUUUACACUAUCUCUUGGGUUGCCGACCACGACGAAUAUCUUGCCCGGUCGCAGUCUCGUUCUUGGAAGAUCGUAUUGUGAACGCCGUUACAGUUAUGUUCAUUUAAAAAAAUAAUUCUACAUUUCGUUUAUAUAUUUUUUUUUCAAUUGAGUUGUGUGUUUUAUUAGAAAAAAUUAAUUUGGUCAAUGAAAAAACUCAUUUAGUGUAGGGACGCGACAUAUUUGGAUAUUACACUACAAAACAACUCAAGAUGAUUGAAGCUGUGGAGAAAAAGAUACCCCCACCGUUGCCGCCAAAAUCACGGCGUGCGUGCCAUAAGAGCGGUGACAUCAACGGUGCGACAAUUCUUUCUAGUGGACACGUCGUCAAGAUCCGUAUAGACCCUACAGAAGUCAUCGGUUGUGUCCGUGAAUCUGAAAACCAGCAGCAUAUCCGCGAAGAUCAACAACAACUCCGUCGUACCAGUACAGUUAAAAUCAACAUAACUUGUGUGGAUCCGUAUGUAUUCUACGAUGAUCGGUGCUCGUCCUCGGGUCACGCGUCCCCGCUCGACAGUGGUACAGGCAGUGACUUGGACUCGGGUAGUCGCCGGGACGAAAGCGAUGACGGCACAUGCAGCAGCUGUGAUUCUUUAACCAGCGCUGGUGGCGUUGAACCGGAUGUAAAGGAAGAAAGCUCAAUAGAACAAGAACAUGCAUCACCUUCACCUCCGUCGGCACCCCUGAUAAUGGUAGAACAACGUAGCUAUGAUCAGAGAACAGAGGCCAAAACGCCAGUUCGCAUUAUCGAUUUGGACAACACUGACCAAUACUAUGAGUUCCACAUGAAUGAAAAUGUAUUCGAACAUGUCGACAAAUCUGCUGCCUCGAAAUCACCAGAGGAUGAUUCGUUUGCAGGAUGUAAAGUGUACGAAGCGGCCGUUGGUAGUGCGGACACUAUCCGAAGUGCCAAGGGUACAAUCAGAGGAGUUAAGAACCGCGUUAGAGCUGGUAUCGCCACUUUUUUACAACCAAAAACAUCAAAAACAUGGCAAGAAAAAGAAGCUGGUAAAAUUGUGCUAUAUACAACCACUAUGGGUAUAGUUAGGGAUACUUAUCAACGGUGUCUUUUGGUCAAACAGAUUUUACGAACACAUCUGGUUAAGUUUGUAGAAAGAGACGUUUUUAUGAGCAGAGAAGUGCAAAAAGAAAUCAAAGAACGAUUGGGUACCAACUCAAUAUCUGUUCCUCAACUGUUUGUUGAGGGAAAUCUUAUAGGAGAUGCAGAAGCAGUAGAAAGACUGAAUGAAUCUGGAGAACUUCGAUCAAUAUUGAAACCAUUUAAGAGCCCUGAUGCUUGGACCACAUGUCAAAUAUGUGGUGGAUACAGACUCCUUCCAUGUCCCAUGUGUAACGGGAGCAAGAAAUCUGUGCAUAGAAAUCACUUUACCACAGAAAUGAUUGCUUUGAAGUGUAUGAAUUGCGAUGAAGUUGGAUUAGUACAGUGUUAUGCUUGUUAAUUAAAUUAAUGAACAAUUCAAUUAUUAAAUACACACAUCAGUAAUUUGUUUAUUUUAUGGGCAGUAUAAAUGGACUUCUCAAUUUUUAACUUCUUUUUUUAUGUAUUAACUAAGUGUAUUCAUUGUGAAUGAAAAAAAGUAGUUUAAUAAUGAAUCAACAAUUUGAAAAAUUUAACUUCUCCAAAUACCCAACUCUUUAGGGAAAAAUAUAAACCUACCUACAAAGUAUUGAUCCCGAAUAUGUAAUUCUUUUUUAUUAAAAAAAUAUGUAUAUUUUAAAUAAUUGAUUACAAUUUAACUAAAAAAUUAAAAACAUUUUAUUCAAUUUAUAUAAAAUAUUAAAUUUUUUAAUUAAAAAAUAAUAUAAAUUAACUUUUUACUUGCUUGAAAUGUUUAUGGAUGUAUACACUUUUUCAGUUAUAAACUGAUGUUUCGAACUCGUUGCAGAAUCCGAAACAUCCGUGAACAUUUUAAGCAAUAGGACAAUCCACGAAAGCUUUAAAACAUUCAUAACUCUAUACUUUAUAUAUUUAUAAAUAUUACUCCAUUACCUUUUAUCAAAAAAUUCUUUUUCUAGAUUAUAAUACUUUUCAUUUAUUAAUUAACUUUUAGAAGAUGUGCUGAUCAAUAUAAAAAUUUAAUUAUUAUUAAUAAAUUUUGGGGUACAAUAAAUAAAUUUUACAUAACAUUAAAAUUUUUUCACAUUGAAUAGAGUUUGCAUUCUCAUAUUUAAAAAAAACUUACCUUCAGGAUAUAAUAAAAUACGUAACUAUAAAAUCAUGUACCACACAGCAAAAAAUUACUUAACUAUGUUAGCAAUUUGUUUGAUAAAUUAUAAAAAAAUUGUCAGGUAAAAAUUAAAAUUCUAAUUCAUAAUACACUGAUAAUUUUAAAAAUGAUAUUAAGAAUCUGGUGUGACCCGAGAUUUAAAAUGACCGGACGAGAAAAUGUUUAGGAGACUUUGAUAAAUUUAAAGGGAUUUUUGUUUCUGCUGAUCAGGUCAAAAAAAUAUAUUUAUUUUAUUGAUAUUAUUUAAU
This is a messenger RNA of Daktulosphaira vitifoliae (grape phylloxera), 2542 nucleotides long. Its product is annotated as glutaredoxin domain-containing cysteine-rich protein CG31559-like. The coding region runs from base 258 to 1505 and encodes 415 amino acids. The record is from RefSeq and is a predicted model, not a curated record. NCBI's taxonomy places the organism in Eukaryota, Metazoa, Arthropoda, Insecta, Hemiptera, Phylloxeridae. The transcript has 5 exons. Gene Ontology annotation, biological process: sensory perception of sound.